UUUUAAUUCUUUUCAUAUAAGUUUGCAAUGGUGGAGGUUGUCAUCACAACUCUUAUUGAUGGCUUUCCAAGACUGAAGCCCUUUUAUUUCAAUCGUAAAGAAGUUCUUGUGUUGUACGUUUGUCUGUUUACCUUUGCUUGUGGUAUACCGUGUACUUUUGAGGGUGGCAUGUACUAUUUCCAAAUAAUUGAUUGGUAUGUUUCUGUGGUGUCAAUCUUCUUCAUUGCGAUUGGUGAAGUUGUCGCUGUUAGUUGGCUAUAUGGUGCAGGAAGGCUGAGAAGGAACGUUGAAGAAAUGACCUCUUCUGCUCCAAACCUUUACUUUGUGUCAUGUUGGUUCAUCAUAUCUCCUCUUCUUAUUUUUGUAAGUGCCACCUUAUUUUAUGUCAUUUUUAAAUAAUUGGUGUACAAUAUCAUUGUAACCUUGCACCCUGUGCGUUACUAUUUUCGGUUCUGGUAGAGGUAGAAAUGAAUCAAACGCGUAGACAACGUAGAAUUAACAUAAAUGGUACAUGCUUUAUUCUUGCACGGUGUACAUCCACUGUGUACGAUAUCACAUGUUACGAUACGUUACGUCUACGACUACGUCUACGACUACGUCUACGACUACGACUACGUCUACGUCUACGACUACGGUUUAAACUGAAAUGCAAUACAAACAAAUGAUCAUAAUAAUAUGAAUAAUAAAAGAAAUAAUACUAUCAAUAAUGAUAGAUAAUGCUAAUACAGUAUUAACAACAAUAGAAUAAAACGAUAAUAACUAUAAUACAGUAGCAAUAUACCGGUACUGUAAUACUAAUUAAAGGAACAUAGAAAAGAUGAUCUAAGCAACACUACAAACAAUACCUAUGAAUGAGAGCAAAUGGCCUUGGCAACCUUCAAUUUUAGGUGUUUAGUCUAAUUACCGAAUGCCUUAUACUGAGUAGGUAGGCCGAUAUUAAUUAGCUGUACUCUCAAAUACUU
Molecule: messenger RNA, 962 nt
Organism: Anneissia japonica
Lineage: Eukaryota; Metazoa; Echinodermata; Crinoidea; Comatulida; Comatulidae
Product: sodium- and chloride-dependent GABA transporter ine-like
Exons: 3
Coding region: 28-399 (123 amino acids)
Biological process (GO): sodium ion transmembrane transport
Cellular component (GO): membrane
Source: RefSeq, a predicted model, not a curated record